AUCACUUCCUGUAUGCAGUGACAUCACUUUUGGUUUAGCAGGUCCCAGGUAGGAAGGUUCCCUCAACAGAAUGGAUAUUUUCCUGCUCUUCUUCAUCUCAUCCCUCCUGCCUGGGAUCUGCACUUACGCGGUCCCUGGUCAGAACCCCUCCCUUCGCUUUGUGGCUCUCGGAGAUUGGGGGGGACUGCCCCUUCCCCCCUAUACUACAAGACAGCAGGAACUGGUGGCUGAAGAAAUGGGCAAAACCGUGGCCAAACUGGGUGCAGACUUUAUUCUGUCUUUGGGUGACAAUUUCUACUAUGACGGUGUCACUGAUGUGUCUGACCCUAGAUUCAAGAUCACUUUCGAGUCGGUGUACAAUGCUGAGUCCCUCAUCAACCUACCUUGGUACAUACUGGCGGGAAAUCACGACCACAAAGGGAACGUUUCUGCGCAGAUCGCUUACACCAAUGUCUCCAAGCGAUGGAACUACCCUGAUUACUACUACGAUCUUUCCUUCACCGUCCCUGGCAGCAACGUUACAGUGAGACUUCUGAUGCUGGAUACAGUCGAGUUGUGCGGAAAUUCAGAUGACUUCCGUGACGGGCAACCCCGAGGUCCAACCAAUCUCAAAACGGCAGGGUCGCAGCUGGAGUGGCUGGUAGAGAAGCUGCAGAGCGCCAAGGAGGAUUACUUGCUGGUGGCUGGUCAUUACCCGGUGUGGUCAGUGGCGGAACAUGGGCCGACUAACUGCCUGCUCCAUAGCGUAGAACCAUUGCUUAAGAAGUACAAGGUCACAGCCUACCUGUGUGGACAUGAACACAACAUGCAGUACCUUCAGGAUGACCAGGGCAUUGGCUAUAUGCUGAGUGGAGCUGGAAACUUUAUGGAGAAUUCCCGAGUUCACGAGGACGAUGUCCCCAAAGGUUAUUUGAAAUUUUUUCAAGGUGAUCCUGACACGAUGGGAGCCUUUGCCUUCAUAGAGAUCACCCCUAAAGAAAUGACCAUAACCUACGUACAAUCCGACGGCAAAUGCCUCUAUCAGACCACGUUGUACCCUCGCACCUUUUAACUGGAGCCUGAGACGGUCGUGCACUGACUGUAUUACGGGAAGGGGUUAAUUUUAUUUUACAUGACAAUCAGUCAUGGCCGUGAUUGCCUUUACAAGUAUUUUAACAUGCUGGGCAGGUCCUCUGCAACCUUACACUGUUUAAUGGGAUCAAUACUGUUCUAUAAAGUCAGGGACUAAGCGUAAAUGCCAAAACAUGAUGCUUUUAACCUUCAUUUUGCACUUGUGAGUAUUCAUAGGCAUAUACUAGUAAGGCAUGGAUAAAGACUAUUACAUUAAGGUGAAACUUCCCCAGAAGUGGGGCAGGACAGCGGGCACCAAUAACAUGCCCAGUUUAGUACUGGGGUGUACUUUAGCCCCAAGGGGGCACUGGGAAAAUGUGCAUGCAUAAAUUUACCCCACGGCAUGUUGUCUGACCCCAACUAACAGCACAAGUCGUUGGAAUGAUAACUCUGGAUGCUGCAGGGGAAGUAUAUUGUUUAAAAAAGUACCAUUUGUGAAACAGAUCUAUAAAGCAUCUUGGUUUAAAGGAAAAUAAAUAUAAAACAGAAAAGUUCCCCUUAAGGUCCCCAUACACGGGCCGAUAGUAGCUGCCAAUAUUGGUCCCUUGGACUGAUUCAGCAGCUUAUUGGCCUGUGUAGGGGGAACGACGACUGGCCUGUCCGACUGGUAUUUGGUCUGAAAUUGGGCAGAUAUCGAUCGGGCAGGUUAAAAAAUUCAGUCGGAUCGGGGACCACAUCGGCUCGUUGAUGCGGCCCCCAAACUGACUGCGCCCAUUACAAAUUAGCCUAAAUUCCCCCGAUAUCGCCCACCCGUAGGUAGGGAUAUCGGGAGAAGAUCCGCUCGCUUGGCAACAUCGCCAAGCGAGCGGAUCUUAACGUGUAUGGCCACCUUUAGGCAUCAUAUGAAUUGUAAAACCUAUCCUUGUUGUAAGUCUUUAUGCCUAGAGGAACAAUCUCAUUAGCUGUGGCCCUAUAAGCCAACCUUUAAUAUAAUCAGUAUUAUCCUCAGCCUUUUAAUCAAUUUAACACCAGCUUAAUUUUCAGAUUUUAUGUGCUGCUAUCUUCUCCAAUCUGGCAAUCUUUACGGGUAAAAAACAAAAUCCGCUGAGUGAUUGUGUCAUUAGAGGUUUUUCCCAAAGUGUUUUUAUGCACGUUUUUAAGACGACACAGGAACUUCCAAUUAAUGUUGUAUUUUUGUAAUGAACAUUUUUGCUUUUUCAAAAUGAUGUUGAUAUUUUGAUAAUACUGUUGGUAUUUUGAUAAGUUAAAAGAAAAUUACAUUAAAAUAAGAAAUACAGAAAUAAGUCUGUGUAAUUUACUCAGGUUUAGAUUGUUAGUCACCCUGGCCUCUUAAACUGCUUUCUUUUUAAUAAGUGCUCUUUUAUGUGUUUGUCUGUUACCAGAAAAUAAUACAGAAAUAAAUUUAUCAAAUGAAA
Messenger RNA from Xenopus tropicalis (tropical clawed frog), 2486 nucleotides. RefSeq names its product acid phosphatase 5, tartrate resistant (gene acp5). NCBI's taxonomy places the organism in Eukaryota, Metazoa, Chordata, Amphibia, Anura, Pipidae. Bases 71 to 1051 code for a protein of 326 amino acids. Gene Ontology annotation, molecular function: hydrolase activity; phosphatase activity; acid phosphatase activity. The transcript is spliced from 5 exons. The record is from RefSeq and is a predicted model, not a curated record.